Amborella trichopoda is the source of this 855-nucleotide messenger RNA. RefSeq lists its product as uncharacterized. Gene Ontology annotation, biological process: microtubule-based process. Gene Ontology annotation, cellular component: cytoplasmic dynein complex. Gene Ontology annotation, molecular function: dynein intermediate chain binding. The record is from RefSeq and is a predicted model, not a curated record. NCBI's taxonomy places the organism in Eukaryota, Viridiplantae, Streptophyta, Magnoliopsida, Amborellales, Amborellaceae.
AGUCAAGAAGUAGACGCCCAUUCCCCUUAUUCAAACAUAUCACAGUAAAGUACCAAACAACCCCAUAUCCUCUGUCCUCCUAUCCAUCCCUCUCUAUCUCUUCCCCGCCUCCCUGAAUUUCAAUGGAGAAGAGAAGGGAAUUGAUGGAGAAAACAAAGGUAGAGAGAGGAGAGAGAGAGAAAGAGAGAGGAGUGAGAGAGAGAGAGAAAGAGAACUCUGGUCAAGCUCUGGUGUGCGUACGCAGAGCACCUAGUGUUGAAGUUAUGAACUUGGCAGCCAUCGCCAUUGAUCUCGGCGUGAGGGUUCGAGCCGCUAAUAUGCCUGCACCUUUGCAAGAGAGAGCCUUUCGCCAAGCUUCUCUAAUUCUCUCCGAGACGAAAACAAAGAGACCCAAUUGCAAGCUUGUGGCUCUAAGCAUCAAAAAGGAGUUUGAUGGGUGUUAUGGGCCGGCUUGGCAUUGCAUAGUUGGGACGAGUUUUGGGUCUUUUGUUACGCACUCACCAGGGGGUUUUGUGUACUUCUCCAUUGACAAGAUCUCCAUUUUGCUUUUCAAAACUAAGGUGGACCUUGUCCCAACUCCAUCUUCCUAUGAUCCUAGACAUCACAGGAUGUCUCUAUGAUGCAUCUCAUCUCUCUCUUCUUCAACUGAUGUAAUCAGGGUUCUGAUGGAUGAGUAGUUUCAAGUGACACUCUCUCUCACUUCUCUGUAAAUUGAAGUUAUUGAUCCUAAUACACUCCUUUGUUUCCAACAAAGUCUCUCUCUCUCUCUUUCUCACAUUUAUUUAGCUGGUGUAUUUAUGGGUUUGGAAUUUGGUGUUAUAAAGAGGUUUAUUGCCCAGAGGGAGAUUAGUAGUC